CAUCCUGAGGGGCCAGUGUGGUGGGAGCUGGGGAGUCACUGUUGGCUGAAGUACAUGCUCUCUCCUAGGGCGUGAAGUGGACUCCUUCCAAGAUGAUCGCCCGGCUGGGCAAGGAGAUCAACAACCCAGAGUCGGUGUAUUACUGGGCCCAGAAGCACCACAUCCCUGUGCUGAGCCCAGCGCUCACAGAUGGCUCACUGGGGGACAUGAUCUUCUUCCAUUCCUAUAAGAACCCGGGCCUGGUCCUGGACAUUGUUGAGGACCUGAGGCUCAUCAAUACACAGGCUAUCUUCGCCAAGCGCUCUGGCAUGAUCAUCCUGGGCGGGGGCGUGGUUAAGCACCACAUUGCCAAUGCCAACCUCAUGGGUCCAGCCUGUGUGUCUGUCUACUGCAACUGGCUGACUAGCCCACCCUGUCCCUCCCCACAGCGGAAUGGGGCCGACUAUGCUCUCUACAUCAACACGGCCCAGGAGUUUGAUGGCUCCGACUCGGGUGCCCGGCCAGAUGAAGCUGUCUCCUGGGGCAAGAUCCGCGUGGACGCACAGCCUGUCAAGGUCUAUGCUGAUGCCUCCCUGGUCUUUCCCCUGCUUGUGGCUGAAACCUUUGCCCAGAAGGCAGAUGCUUUCAUGCCCGAGAAGAAUGAAGACUGAAUGGCUGUGGCCCCAAGGAGGCCUCCCGACCCCUCUAUUUAUUAGCUUGCAGCCCAGCCCCUGCCCCUCCUUGAUCAGCAGCAUGUCCAGAAUAAAUGGUCUCAGUGGACCUCUGAGUCUG
Messenger RNA from Manis pentadactyla (Chinese pangolin), 771 nucleotides. Its product is annotated as deoxyhypusine synthase-like. NCBI's taxonomy places the organism in Eukaryota, Metazoa, Chordata, Mammalia, Pholidota, Manidae. The record is from RefSeq and is a predicted model, not a curated record. Gene Ontology annotation, molecular function: deoxyhypusine synthase activity. Gene Ontology annotation, biological process: peptidyl-hypusine biosynthetic process. The transcript has 5 exons. Bases 93 to 650 code for a protein of 185 amino acids. Gene Ontology annotation, cellular component: cytoplasm.